This is a messenger RNA of Thalassophryne amazonica, 3177 nucleotides long. It is a transcript of the gene runx3, whose product is annotated as RUNX family transcription factor 3. Gene Ontology annotation, molecular function: ATP binding; DNA-binding transcription factor activity, RNA polymerase II-specific; RNA polymerase II cis-regulatory region sequence-specific DNA binding. NCBI's taxonomy places the organism in Eukaryota, Metazoa, Chordata, Actinopteri, Batrachoidiformes, Batrachoididae. The record is from RefSeq and is a predicted model, not a curated record. Gene Ontology annotation, biological process: regulation of transcription by RNA polymerase II; neuron differentiation; regulation of cell differentiation. The transcript is spliced from 6 exons. The coding region runs from base 615 to 1850 and encodes 411 amino acids. Gene Ontology annotation, cellular component: nucleus.
AUAUCGCGGCACUCUGCGCUCCGUUCAUCCUCGCGGCUCCUUCGUGCGUAAAGGGACAGACAAAUGUACGCAAAGCAAAAGUCUUACGCCUGCGUAAAGUUGUGUUUUUUUUUGUUGUGGGGAGGAUCCGGACAGGAUAAAGUUGGCAGAACUUUUUUUACGCAACAAAAGGACGCUGGUGUGAAACUUCAGUUCGUGUAAAUAGCACGUCGAAGCGUCGCUGCCUUUCCAGCGGAGACCUGAAGACGCGCCUCGCAAAGUUUGGCUCUUUUUAGUCGAGGUGAUUGUGUUUAAUCAAGGAAGUCAGCUGGAUUGCACCAAUUUUUUUAUUUUUAUUUUUUUUUGCUGGAUUACACUGAUCCCCGCUGACAAUCACUAAUCGCCAAAUAAUAGCGGCGCCACUGACUGAUUUGCAAUUUUCAGUACGAGCUCAAAAGACUUUUUUCUGGAGUACACAGUAAGCCUGAUGUUCCGCAGAUGCUAAUGAUCUAGCGCACUUAUCGUUUGUGUUCAGUCAGUGCGCCCUCGGCUCCAUCCUCGCGCGCGUCCAGAGGACUCCCGAGACCGUCGGCAGAGUUCUGACCAGCCAGGUGGCACUGACCCAAGCUGUUGUGAUGCAUAUUCCCGUAGAGCCGCCCACCACCAGACGGUUCACGCCGCCCUCCACGUCCUUCCCCUGCAGUAAGAUUGGAGACGGCAACGGGGCCAUGGCCACCCCGGGGCCCCUCAGGUCAAGACCGGACACCAGGAACGUGGUGGACGUCCUGGCGGACCACGCCGGCGAGCUGGUCCGGACCGACAGCCCCAACUUCCUCUGCUCCGUCCUCCCCUCUCACUGGAGGUGCAACAAGACGCUCCCCGUGGCUUUCAAGGUCGUCGCUCUGGGCGACGUCCCCGACGGGACUUUGGUGACCGUGAUGGCCGGUAACGACGAGAACUACUCGGCCGAGCUGAGGAACGCCUCCGCCGUGAUGAAGAACCAGGUGGCCCGCUUCAACGACCUGCGCUUUGUGGGGAGGAGCGGCAGAGGAAAAAGUUUCACUCUGACCAUCACCGUCUUCACCGGACCGCCUCAGGUGGCCACGUACCACCGCGCCAUCAAAGUCACCGUGGACGGACCCCGCGAACCGCGCAAUGUUUCAGGGCACAGAGUGAAACUAGAAGACCCCCAGAAGAUGCAGUUCUCCGACAGACUGUCAGAGAUCGAGCGCUACCAGAGGACUAUGAGGAUAGGACCAGGCAACAAUAAUCCCCGUCCGAUUCACCAAAGCCACCUGAGCACCACCCAAGCCGCCCUGUGGCCCGAGCAAAUGGACACCUCCGCUCUGAAGACAUGCAAGGUGGAGGAGGACCUGAGACCAUGGCCAGCAACGACGGAUCUCUUCCAGCAGAGGACCACCUUCCCGUCCCUGUCACCACUGACUGACCCUCGCUUCUCAGACCCCCGCAUGCAUUACCCUGGGGCGUUCCCUUACUCCACCAACACUUCCAGCACCGGCAUCAGCGGCCUGAGCAUGACAGCAUCAUCCCGAUACCAUACCUACUUGCCGCCACCCUACACAAAUAACCAAACCCAGAACUUCCAGUCCAACUCCUACCUGUAUUAUGGCACAGGCUCUGGAUCCUACCAGUUCUCCAUGGUGACACCAGGUAACGCCGGGGGUGAGCGCUCCCCAACCCGCCUGCUGUCCUGCUCAGGGGCUACGGGUGCUGGCGGGACCAACAGCCUGAUGAAUCCAGGCCUGAACACCCAGAGCGAGGGUGUCGAGGCCGACGGCAGCCACAGCAACUCCCCCACAGCUAUGAGCGCUUCCGGCCGUCUGGAUGAAUCCGUCUGGAGGCCUUAUUGAGUGAAAGACAGAAGAAAUGCACCAGAACAUGUAAAGAGGACAAUGAUGAAAAACCUGAACGCUGAAAAGAAAGGAAAAAAGACCAAAAAAAGAGAGAGAAAAAUGCUGCAUGUUUGUCUUUUACGUUUCCAGCAUCCACUUAAAGGACUUCCUGAAAUUUUCCAUGCAUUUUGUAAAUUUGGGUGAAUUCCUGCACUCUGCAAGGACAAGUACUCUGAUUAAGCCAUAUAAGUUGAGAUAAUGAAACUGUAAACAGAUGCAGGGGUCGGGAAGAGAAGCCAUAGGUCACAUCAGGACAUUUUGUCUGAUAUCAGGUUCACACACAAAGUCAACGGUAUGCUCCACCGGUCCAGCUGAUGAACUGAAAUACGGCACUCGUUCGCCUAAAGGGCUGGUCCAGCUGACUGUGUUAGUGGGGAGACGAGCAGUCAGACUCUGUGGCCACUCAGACUUCCUUCCCAGGACUGGCUGCUCCGCAACCAGCCGUUUUAAACUUUAAUUCCCAGAAAUUUUAAUGUUGCAAAUGAUCAUGUCAGUGAUCAAAACAUCCCGAAGCAUCAACGGCAUUCGGAGCUGCUUCCUAUGCUCACGUACUUACAGCAUGCAGGACUUUACUGCCUAAUUUAUUACCCAGACAGACGCGCUAGCCAUUGGUACGAUGGUAUGCUGUGGAUGUUUCGACACAAUCGGUGCAUUUUUGGAGCGAAAAGCAUUUUAUCUGUCAGGAAAAGAAUUCUCCUGUUGCUGUGUGAUCAGUGGAAUGACUUUCACCAGGACAAUGGCUGAUAUUUUGAGGAAUGUAUGACUAAAGCAGAGAUGUGUUUUUUAUGCAGGAAUAUUUAAGCUGGUAUUCCUUUAUACACAUUUGAAUGCAGAACAGCAACCCCCCCCCGCCAAUUUUAGUACUAACCCCAGUUUUUAACCAAAACAAACAAAAGUAAAUCAAAAGUGCUGAGGGGGCACAUCAAUGCUGCAUCAAAUUUAACUCUUUUUCAUAAAAUUACCCAAUUCUUGAUAUAACAGCAUGAGGAUGGAAAUUAGACUUUGACCUCUGACCUUGAUCAUGGACCAAUUCCAAUCAAAAUCAAGUCACUUCUUCCCUUUCACAGGCCCACUGGUACAACAUUGUACUAGUGUGCCAAGUUUAAUGAUGAUCGGAUCAUGCAACACAGAUAUUUAGAGACACAACAAUGGACGUCUCUGGUGAUGUCACAAAAAGAAAACUAUCAUAUGGAGGCGCUGUUUUGCACUUUAAUGUUCAUGAAGCAGUUCCUCUUUACUUCCUGUUAAGCCUAUGCAUCCUUAAUUUCUUGAUCAAUGCCUUAUC